AUGGGACAGAACUUGCAUUGGGAGCAUGUUCUCAGUCAUGAUAUGAUGAUAUAUCCAUACCCAAACUUGUCAACCAACGGUUAUAUCGUGCAGACACAAAGCUCUUCCUCUCUAAACUCUAUUGCAGUCAUGGCCUCCAACAAUACGUGGCCCGCAUCUGUAAUCCCAGACUGGUAUACUGAAAGUUCAGGAGCAAACCUUCUGAAAACCACACAGAUAACCAAUAUCCACACUCGCAACUUUUCAAGCGGCACUUACAUUCCUGAAGUCGGACCACAUCUAUCAUCCGAAGACUUAGGACCUCUAAUCCUACGAAUCGAAGUUGGCAGCGGCAAAGAACCAGGAGGAACCAUCACCUUCCAAAUCCACGCCAAACUUCUCUAUACCAAAAUUCCCGUAUUCGAAAAUAUUAUCGCCGACACUUCACAAGAGAUCCUCGACCCUGUUAAGGAACUUCCCGAUGCUAUCUUGUCUGAUGAAGACCCGCAAGCAUUCAAAUUACUCGUCGGCUGGAUCUACACUGAUAAAAUCGAUAGUGAACUUGGAAAACCCGCAAGUAAUCUUACACCCACAUCUUCUACUUCCUCCCUCCAAGGACUAUGUAUGUCAAUGAAACUACCAAUAUUAUUCAAACUCUGCAUCAUGGCCGAAAAAUAUAAGAUUACUCGUCUUCAAGAUGAAUCUAUCAAUUUUCUCAUCAAAUUCAUGAUUGAUACGAAAGCAAAAGCUAAUCCUUCCUGCUGGUUGGAGGUCUAUAAACAUACUAUUCCUCAGUCAAAACUAAGGCUUUUGAUCUCCCGUGUUGCGGUGUGGCAAUUGUUUCAAGAGGGUGGUUGUGAUGGUGUCGGUAAUUUGGAGCUGGAAUCUAUUUUUUCUCGUAGUGAGGAAUUGCGUUUUGAUGUAUUGGCUCUGGCGGAUGGUAGUAUGGGUGGUGUUCCUGAAGAUCCGUUGUUGGUGCCGGGUUGUGAGUAUUAUCGCGAUUUAGUUGAUGGAUGA
Molecule: messenger RNA, 996 nt
Organism: Sclerotinia sclerotiorum 1980 UF-70
Lineage: Eukaryota; Fungi; Ascomycota; Leotiomycetes; Helotiales; Sclerotiniaceae
Exons: 3
Coding region: 1-996 (331 amino acids)
Molecular function (GO): protein binding
Source: RefSeq, a predicted model, not a curated record